Branchiostoma belcheri (Belcher's lancelet) is the source of this 366-nucleotide messenger RNA. Its product is annotated as toxin MIT1-like. The transcript has 3 exons. The record is from RefSeq and is a predicted model, not a curated record. NCBI's taxonomy places the organism in Eukaryota, Metazoa, Chordata, Leptocardii, Amphioxiformes, Branchiostomatidae. The coding region runs from base 1 to 366 and encodes 121 amino acids.
AUGACAGUCGGCCAGGCUUUGCGUGUGGCCGUGGCAACGAUUCUUUUCACCCAGUUUGUUGUUCAGGCAUCAGGAGCCAUUGUCAUGACCGGGGUGUGCCAAAAUGACGUGGAGUGCAUUGCAGAGCGAGGUCAGGGGUCAUGCUGUGCGCCCUUCGUCACAUCCGGGAUACUUUCCGGCAUCCCCGUCUGCAAACCACCUGCCACUGAGGGGGACGACUGUCACCUCAUCACUGAAGCGUUCAUCCCGUACCCGCACACCGGUCCCCGGUACUACUGGCAGUGCCCUUGCGGGACGGGUCUGAGGUGCAUUCCCGUCAGACGAGGCGAAGUCAUCGGCAAAUGCUGGCGGCUGAGACGUGGCUAA